This is a messenger RNA of Metarhizium brunneum ARSEF 3297, 765 nucleotides long. RefSeq lists its product as uncharacterized. Gene Ontology annotation, cellular component: ESCRT I complex. The record is from RefSeq and is a predicted model, not a curated record. Gene Ontology annotation, biological process: protein targeting to membrane; ubiquitin-dependent protein catabolic process via the multivesicular body sorting pathway; protein targeting to vacuole. NCBI's taxonomy places the organism in Eukaryota, Fungi, Ascomycota, Sordariomycetes, Hypocreales, Clavicipitaceae.
AUGUCCAGCUUCACCCCAGAGCUGCACAGCUCGACGCCCCCGGCACCGCCCCCCAAAGGCGGCAGCCACGACGUCAGCAGCAUCAGCACUCCCACCACGAGCUCGUCACCACCUCCCGCGCCCUUCCUACCUCGACCGCUCCCGAACGACGGCCAAAUCGUCUCUGCGACCUCAACGCCUCCCCCAUUGACAGUCUCCGAGCCGAUCCCCGACCCGGGCGACGGCUGGCUCCCCGAAAUACUAAGAGACAAGUCAACGCAAGACCUGGCAGAUAUCCUCGCCAACCCCGUGCUGCUCAACGCCCUAGCCCACGCGCCCACCUCAUCACGCGACAGCACCAAGACGUCGCACGCGAACCUCUCGGCGGCGCUGGACCAAAACACCCAGCUGGCGAAGCAGCUGCGCAGCGCCGAGGCGCGGCUCGCGCACCAGCGCUCCACGACGCAGGCGCAGCUGCUGGCGACGCACGCCCUCGAGCGGCAGUGGCGCCAGAAGCAGUCCGACAUGGACCACGCGCUGGCCCCGUUCUCCCCGGCCUCGCUGUACCAGCAGCUGGCGCAGGGGGUGCAGGAGCAGGCGCUCGUGUGCCAGGCCAUGGAGGAGAGCUUCCUCGAGGGCGGCGGCGCGGGCGUCGACGGCGUGCCCGCGUCGGAGAGGGAGCUGACGGAGUGGAUCCGGCGGUACAGGGAGGCAAAGGUGCUGUGUUAUUUGAGGCAGGAGAGGAAGGAGAGGUGGGAUGAGGGGAGGGUGGGCGGAUGGCGGUGA